Molecule: messenger RNA, 3531 nt
Organism: Mytilus trossulus (common blue mussel)
Lineage: Eukaryota; Metazoa; Mollusca; Bivalvia; Mytilida; Mytilidae
Exons: 2
Coding region: 96-3455 (1119 amino acids)
Molecular function (GO): 3'-5'-RNA exonuclease activity
Source: RefSeq, a predicted model, not a curated record
AAAACAUUUACCUAAACGCACGCUCAUGUCUCGUUCUCUCCAUCGUCUGCCACCUACCCCGAAAAUAUCUCAAAGAUUGUUAACAAGACAUCAAAAUGGAUUUUGAAAACGUUGAGAACGUCACCGGCUGGAGUAUCAGUGCCAUCGACACUUUGCUACUUUGCAACACGCUUCCGGAUUUACAAGUAGAUGAAAUAGGCAUUUGCACAAACAAAAUGGAAAUAACCUAUUUACUAUUAUCUGCAAUUUUCGAGAGAAAUGAAUUUUUGAAUUUGUCACCAAACAAUAUUAUUACUGCACUUGAGAUUAUUUGGCCAGAUAUACAUGUUCCCAGAGUUGAUUCUUUGAAACGGCACAUGUUAAAAGUUGUUUCCCGAUGUGACAAAUCUUCUGACCUACUGAACCAGAAAGUAUCCCUACUUUAUACAAACUGUAAUGUUAAAUUUACUGUUAAUGGUCGAAUGACAAAUAGAGAUUUCUUGUCCAUGUUUACUGCUAUGUCCAAGCACCAUACUAUACAUGAAAUUUACAAGCACAUUUUACCAAACUUCAAACUGGAAUCUCCACCAUCAUCUGUAGCUGCUCUUAGACAAAAAUAUAAGAAACUCACUGAACUGCGAGAUAAAUUACAAAAAAAUCAGAAAAAUUAUGACUUAGAGCACCUUUUAAAUUCAAAUUUUAUUCUACCGACAAAUACCAGCAGUACAAAACAACCAAACUUGAACGCCACGAAAAGAAAGUUAGACACAUUUAAGAAAUUUCAAAUUGAAUUAUCAAAAGUAGGAACUGAAAUGCAAAAUAUGGAAUCUGAAUUAGAAAUUUCAUCUGAAAUUGCUGCUGACUUUAAAUUGCAAUAUGAAAUGGCACUUGACGAAAUAUAUGAACUGCAAACGGAAAUAGAUGUUCUUGUAAGAGAAUGCAAUAACAAUGAUCAUACAAUACAUUCGUUAAAAUCAAAGUUAUUCCGAAUUGAAUCAAAGUACAAAACUCAAAGUGCUAAGCUGGAGGAAACUAAUAAUCGAUUCAACUAUCACGAACUUAGAAAAUUUCAAAAACGUGAAAGCUACCACAAAAAAGUAAUUUGUUCACAGAAGAAUGAAAUAAAGAAAUUAAAACUUGAUAUAGACAAAUCCAAAACUGUUGAAGCCGAAAAAAGGAAGACAGUAAAAAACUUAACUUACUAUAAGAGACAAAAUAAUGAAUUAAAACAAAACGACUCGGAACAAAAACAACUGAUAUCAAAACUCCAAAAAGAAGUUUCCGAAAGAGACAGGAACAUUGCUAGUUUGACGGAACAGGUCACUGUUCUUCUUGAUGAUCAAAUUUCUAUUAAUACAUUUUCCGAUGGGAAGUACCUUCCAGCUGUCCGUCAAGUGGUUCAAGACUUGCAUUCUUUUGGUGUAGGAGUUAAACAUAUCGGCCAAACUAUAAACUCAGUGCUAAAACAUUUAUUAGGGGUUGAUGAAUUGAAACUUCCGUCCGAAUCUUCUAAUCGAAGAAUGAUUUUGGAAUCAAACUUACUAGCAAAAAUGCAAAUUGGUGAAGUAUUAUUACGCAGUCAAAAUUCGAACACAUUACAUUUUGAUGGUACAUCGGACGCACAGAGACACUUUUUGGGCUUUCAAAUUACAACUCCCCAGGCAAACUUAUCGUUGGCUAUGAAUGAAAACGUGCGAGGUGACACACAGACUCAGGUCGAAACAAUUAAAGAAAAUUUUUUGGAGAUAGCGAAUUUAGUUUCACAAUCAAAUGAAGAUAUAAACGAAAAUUAUGCAAAAUUAAUGCUUAGUAUUAAAAACAUGAUGUCUGAUCAACAUAUAGUUAAUAAAAAUUUCUAUGAUGAAUUUGUUAAAAUGAGGAGUGAGCUUUUGCAAAAAUUUGAAAGUAACUGGGACACAAUGUCAGAAAAUGAACAAGAAAAAGCGGCUGAAAUACAUCAAUGGUUUUGUCACUUGCACCUUUUGGCGAAUAUGGGAGAUAGUAUCAAUAAAGCUUUAAAAGAAUAUGAAAAAAUUAUAACAGAUGGCACUGGUAAACUUGGAAGAAGUCAACUUCCAACAUUUUCAAGUUGGUCUGAUAAGGACAGUGCAGCUGUUAGAUGCAUACGUACUGUUUGCAGUGCUUUGGUGUCCGGUGGUAAUGCAUCGUCUGGCUGCCCAGAAGAUUUCAAAACUUAUCUCUUUUUGAAAGGAAAAACUUGUAGAUUGAAAAGAUUUGAACAUACUAGAUUCAAUAUCAUUUUUGAAAAUGCAGGUGCUGUGAUUUAUCACAGAAAUGAUAUUAUUGAUUUUUUCUCAAAAUCGUCAUCAUCAUCCCUUAAUAUGCUUCAAAAGUCUGUGCUAUCUGAUCUUCAAGAUAAAACGAUAUUUCAGGAGAUUUUAUCGGUGGCAACUAUUGGACAAAUUAUUACCACUCCAUUUCUGAGGCUUAUUGAUAGCAAAACAGUUGCAACACACAUUUUGGAUUUAAAUCAACAUUUUCUACAAUUACAAAUAAAUUUAAAACAGUGGUCAAAAGAUCCAAGUGACUUAACAUCAGGUGAAACUGUUUUGUUCCCUGAAGUUCCGCCAUGCAAAGAUGACAUCUUUGAUGCCGUAUUUUUAAACCAUGUAUUACCAGAUACAGAUGUGAUUUCAGAAUCAGCCAGUUUAAUGUCCACUCAUCUGUAUCUUACUGUGUCUCGCCUCUUAAAAAAUCAGUUACCCGAAGGUUGUCAUGGUACUGAUAACGAAAGAAUACGUGAAGAAUCUUUAACGGUUCCAAAACACAAUCGUACAAGUGAAAAGAACUUUGCCGAUUUUAAGCAGAUUCGCCACUUUAAACCAAAUGCAUCCAUUGAACACAUAGAGGCUACUUUAAUGUGGGUUAACAACAAAACUGUCGAAUGGCUUGAUUUAAUGGAUCCUGAAAUUAAAAAUGCUAAAAUUACUUUAGCUAUGAAACGAGCGCCUGAAUUUAUCAGUAAAUGGCAUGAGCGUAAAAUUCAAUUAAAACAAAACCGUCUUGAAAAGUUAAAAGAAAAGGAAACCGAAAAGGCAAGGAAAGAUGCUCAAAGUAUAAAAAAUAAACAGACUGCAUUAGAUACACUUCAAACGCUCAAUUUACAGCCAUGCAACACAGUCCAAGAUGUAACUGAAAUGCUCCAGAAAUGUAAGACUGAAAAUGAAAAAGAAUCCGCCUUAAAAGCUCAAAUUACAUUUUACAAAUUUGUGAUUAUCCUUCCAAAUAUUGAACACAAACUCUUUUUCUUUUCUAAAGAUAAAAAGAAAUUUAAUUCAGAACAGUUAAUGUUGAAUUUUGUGAAAAUUCUGAAUAAAAAAAACGAUUUGUUAUUGGCCUGUAAUGACGACAAUGAACUAGUAUCCAAUGAAAGAAGAAAACAGUUGCUUAAAGAGAAGAAAGACAAUCUGCUUUCUAAUCAAAAGAAAUCUGUUGAAAGUGUUGUUGAAGAAUAAAAUAUAGUUCAAUGCCUUAGCUUGAUGCCUGGAGUUAAUUAUAUAAUAUUUGAGCUGUUAUUUCUUUAACAUAUAA